GAUACUCUAUAUCUGCCUACAUCAAGGCCGCCAUCUUCGAUUUAAUCGACUCAGUAAUGAACAUGCUGCGUUACACGCUCCGCAAUCCCGGCCUCCGCGCUCCCAUCACUACGACGUCCUCCGUCCGCCCCCUCACUACCACUCGUCCCCAUUUCAAAGACCCCGGCGCCUACAACCCGCCGUCUCGUCCCAAUGACCAACAGUCUCCGGCAUUCGAUGCGCAGUCUUCGGCAUCAACAAAGGGCAAGGCCAGCACCGAAGGGAGUGAUGCCGACCACCCCGCCAAGCAGCCUGAUCCGCAGGCACAGCCUACCAGGGAUACGGGCUUUGGCGGCAGGACGAACGUCGAGGGGGGCAGCGGUAAAAGCGGUCAGACCAGGAAGGGCUCGUGAUCAAUGGAGUCAGAAGAGCGAGAAUGCUGAUCGACGAAUGGGCAGGAGAUUGGGAGCGUGCUUGCUUAUGAGGGCUAGUUUAUUGGUGCGUUGUUCUUCUACAUAAUUAGGGAUUGGAUUCCGCGGUGUGGCGUUAUGUGUGUGACGGGAGUUGAAUGCUUUUUGCUCGCCGUGGAGCUAACUGUACAGAGUAAGCAGGAAAAAGGAAUGAUUCUACCUUCAAUUAAUCGUGCAUACCUC
Molecule: messenger RNA, 632 nt
Organism: Aplosporella prunicola CBS 121167
Lineage: Eukaryota; Fungi; Ascomycota; Dothideomycetes; Botryosphaeriales; Aplosporellaceae
Exons: 1
Coding region: 57-392 (111 amino acids)
Source: RefSeq, a predicted model, not a curated record